Molecule: messenger RNA, 888 nt
Organism: Tripterygium wilfordii
Lineage: Eukaryota; Viridiplantae; Streptophyta; Magnoliopsida; Celastrales; Celastraceae
Product: protein translation factor SUI1 homolog
Exons: 5
Coding region: 200-520 (106 amino acids)
Biological process (GO): translational initiation
Molecular function (GO): RNA binding; translation initiation factor activity
Source: RefSeq, a predicted model, not a curated record
GUUGUCCUUUAUUUUCGAGGAAAGUUGUGAGCGAAGCAAAGCGACCGACCUCGCCAAACAGUGCUGCUUUAGAGAGAGAGAGAGAGCCGGGCUUGUUACGAUAAUUGGGGUUUGCUCUAGUUUUUACAUAUCUAAACCCUAAUCCUUGGAUCAGGUCUUAGUUCUCUCGUUGUUCGGCACCUUCCAUCAAUUAAGUUUCAUGUCCGAUCUCAACAUCCAGAUUCCUGCUGCUUUUGAUCCCUUUGCCGAUGCAAAAUCUGAGGAUUCGGGUGCUGCUGGGUCAAAGGAGUAUGUUCACAUUCGUAUACAGCAGCGGAAUGGCAGGAAAAGCUUGACAACAGUGCAGGGUUUGAAGAAAGAAUACAGCUAUAACAAGAUACUGAAAGACCUUAAGAAAGAGUUUUGCUGCAACGGCACUGUCGUCCAGGAUCCAGAAUUGGGGCAGGUUAUUCAGCUUCAAGGUGACCAGCGUAAGAAUGUGUCCACCUUCCUUGUUCAGGUAAUUUCAUGGCUGGUCUAGGCUGGCGUCGUGAAGAAGGAGCACAUCAAAAUCCAUGGUUUCUGAGCCUCGACAACUCUAAAUCCCUGUACGUCCAUGCGUCUCAUAUGUCCAGGCAGAACGUAUUCUCGUGUGUCUAUAUCAUCUAUAUGUUGGUUUAGAUCUCCUCUUUGUUGGGCUUAUGUAGUGUGUGAUGAUCUUGUUAGACUUUACGACGAUGUGCAGUCGUAGUCAAUACUAUCGAACGUUGAAUAAAUUUGUAGUUACUUCCUCUCCUUGUUCUCUGUAGUAGCUUCGUCACCUGCAAGAUUUAGUAGGGACUGGAUGUUCUAUGUGGGAUUUCAAAGAUAUCAGAUUGGCCAGCAUCUUUUCAAUGGUCGUCUUAGACU